This is a messenger RNA of Phanerochaete carnosa HHB-10118-sp, 3016 nucleotides long. RefSeq lists its product as uncharacterized. The coding region runs from base 140 to 2866 and encodes 908 amino acids. Gene Ontology annotation, molecular function: protein binding. Lineage: Eukaryota; Fungi; Basidiomycota; Agaricomycetes; Polyporales; Phanerochaetaceae. The transcript is spliced from 2 exons. Gene Ontology annotation, cellular component: SCF ubiquitin ligase complex. Gene Ontology annotation, biological process: SCF-dependent proteasomal ubiquitin-dependent protein catabolic process. The record is from RefSeq and is a predicted model, not a curated record.
GCCCUACUUAUUGACCUCAGACCACAUUGUUCGAGCUCGCUUUGACCUCGACAAUACCCCGCUGUUCAGGGCAAUGAGCGCGCCGACUGCUCCAGAAGCGAAAGGCAAGCGAGCUGCAGUCGCCGCAGUCUCCGAGCCAAUGUCUAUUCCACUGACGGGGGACGCUCGGCGUGAGCCAGACGUCUUCUCCCUGUCUUUUGCGGGAUCGAGCUCUUCUGGUUCUAGGUACGAUUCCCGAUUAUCCUACGCUUUUCCUCCAUCGCAGCCCGCUGUCUUGGGCGAUGUAGAAGGCAUCAUCCACGUCCCUGCAGAUGAGGAGCUUGAUGAAGCAGCCGCUGAGAAGGGCAAAGGUCGAGAGCUCCCUCCUACUCUCCCACCACUGUCCUUUUCCUCCACGCGCUUUUCAUACGAGACAGAAUGGUCGUCGAUGGCGGGUUCGUCAUCCUACGGCUCGAGCUAUUCGUCGAUGAGCGGUGCCAAAUCGAGUUCCGAGUCGGCAUCGCCUGUGGGUAGGGCGUCCAACGGCGCGAGUGCUCCGAGCACACCGGCAUUGCUACAGGCCUCCGAUACGGGAGCGUCGCGCCGGCGCACCAUCUCCAGUGUAUCACGUCAUUCAUUGCGAUCGCUGUCGACGCCUUCACUGCCGAAGAUGAAGGUCAAGUUCGCGACCUCUAAGGGGGCACCGGGCACCUUGGCUCGCAAGCUCUUGUUUAAGAAGAGCCCUCCGACUGGUCCUCGAGCACUCUCUGCUGACCUAGACAACAUCGUUGUCGACCCUUCGGUCACUGCAGACCUCACGAAUUUGCAGUAUCUAGGUCCCGGCAGCUGCGUCGUACCAUGGUCUCGCGACGUGCAAUCGCGCAGUCCUCUGGCUUCUCCCAUUGUCGAGACAAACUCCGUCUGGGGAGUAGUUGAUUCUCAGCGAAGCACGCGGAGUGCGGUCCCUAUGCGCACGAAGGGCCGCGCAUAUUCGUCUCCUUUACCACUGCCUACCUUCAACUUCGACGACAUCGUUCCGCUGGCACCUGCGGACCUUUACGAGGAACCGACAAAGGAGAAUGAUUCCUAUUUUGAGGAUCUCCUGCCGCACGAGCUGAAGCUCCAGAUUCUCCUCUCAGUCGUCGACCUUCAUCAAACAGAUUUUGAGAAACGCACUGCAGACGGCAAGUGGACAGUGCACAAGGCAUCGUCUUCACGCCACAAGUGGAUCGGCAGAGAAAAGGGCAUCAGGGAGCUGUUCAGACUGAGCAGGGUCUCUCGCUCGUGGCGGCAACUGGUGCUUGACGGACAGCUCUGGUCGAAGCUGGAUCUUCGCUCUUUCCCCAAGCUCCCAUCGGAUGUCGUUGUCCAGCUCGCUCAAUCUGCCGGUGGAUUCGCAAGAGGCCUUGACCUUUCCGGUCAUGGUGCCCUUUGCCCUUCGACUUUCAUAGACAUCUCCCAACACCUUGCUGUGCAACCCGCGCUUUCUGGUGCUGGCCUCCCUCACACCAACUUGACCCAUAUCAGCCUCCAAGGGUGCUAUUCGCUCACAACUCGAUCGCUACAUCAUAUUCUCCUUCGUUCCCCUCGUCUUCAGAGGCUGUACCUCCGGGGACAGCUCGCGGUAACAAACGCGACAGUUGAGGUCUUAGCGGCUCACUGUCCUCGGCUUGUUGCCUUGGAUCUGAGUAGGUGCCACAGCUUGGAUGCAGAAGGCAUUCGUUUUGCUGCUGCGGCAGCAGUCGGACGAGGGGAGCGAAUCAAUCUGAAGGAGCUGAGAUUGUCCGGUUUGAAAGGUGUUAACGACGACAUGAUGACUGCACUCGGUCGCGCGGCUCCAUUCCUCGAGGUGCUCGACCUAAGCUACACGACGGUUCACAACUCCGCUAUCGAGGCUUUCGUUGCCUGCAACGAAAGAGACUCGGCCACUCUUCGGGCUGUUCACCUCAGUGCCCGCGAAGCAGGUCGCGACCCUUCCGACCCGAACCGGUACUGGCGCCGGGUUACCAGCCUGCGUCACCUUAACCUCUCCUCCUGCGUUCUCCUCACCGACCAUGCAUGUUCGCACCUCGCGCACGCCGUGCCCAAGCUCGAGUUCCUCGAACUUGCCGGCAUUGGCCCCGAGCUCCGCGACGACGGUCUCGUGCGCCUCCUGAACACAACCCCCUACAUCCGUCGACUCGAUCUCGAGGACGCCACGGAGGUCACGGAUGCGGUCCUGCAGGCCCUCACGCCUUCACCGCCUCCCACCUCUCCACCCCGCGGUGCGCCACCUCUAACCCCUGAGCCUGGUCACGCGCUCGCACACCUGGUGCUCUCGUACGCCAGCGUGGAGAGCGAUGCGCUCACGGAGCUCAUCCGCCUAUGCCCGCGGCUGCGCACGCUUGAGGCGGACAACACGCGCAUGACCGGCCUCGUGCUCCGCGAGUUCGUGCAGACGAUGCGCAGCCGCAAGGCGCACGACGCGAAGGUCGUCGUCAUCGACUGUCGCAGCGUCAGCGAGCAUACCAUCAAGGAGCUCGCGCCGCAGACGCGGCCGAGGAUGGGCUGGCGGUCGUGGCAUGCGCGCAAGCUCGCGUACCUCGACGGCCGCGACGACGAAGGCCUUAGUGUCGGGCAGGACGAAUGCGAUACCGCCCGUGUCGUCGUCAAGUCGUUUUAUUCGUGGCAGACCGUCGACGCUGUCAAGGCUGCGCGAGAGAAGAAGCGGCUUGCGGGCUCGAGACGAGCCAACAACACAUCAGGGAAUAGUUCCAUUUCGGAGCCCGUGUCUCCUUCUCCCGUGCGCGCCCGCUGGUGGUCUCCAAGCGGGCGGAGGUCGAGUGGACCUGCGACGCCAACACUACUGGAUAAUGCUGAUCGCAGUGAGGGUUGUACGAUAAUGUAAUUUCGUUCGUGGACGUGUAUAAUAUUGUAAGUGCUAUUGCCCUGGCUGACCACUGUAUUCUCGACAUCCUCUUCCCAAUUGUGUAUCUCUCUCCGAUCCCUCACCUGUAUAGAUUUCGUCUCGAGUAAAUAGUUACUUUGUUGUUUGUUU